AUGGCGCCUUCCCUCGAAGAACCGCCCACGACCGCCUCCGAAGGCGCCGCUGCGCUCGACGCACCCCUCAAAGCGGCACCCAAGCUCGUGGCGCCCGAGCCGGAACACUGCCCCGGGCCCGAAUCGCAAAACGCAGGCAAGGCCGACUCGUGCGCGGGAUGCCCGAACCAAGCCAUCUGCGCGUCGGCGCCCAAGGGACCGGACCCGGACAUACCCAUCAUCACAUCGCGGCUGGCCGGGGUGAAGCACAAGAUCCUGGUGCUGUCGGGCAAGGGCGGGGUGGGCAAGAGCACGAUGAGCGUGAUGCUGGCGCACGCGUUCGCGGCCAACGCCGACAGCGCGGUGGGGCUGAUGGACACGGACAUAUGCGGGCCGAGCAUCCCGAAGAUGAUGGGGGUCGAGGACGAGACGAUCCAUGUGACGAGCACGGGCAUGGAGCCGGUGUGGGUGGCGGACAACCUGGGCGUCAUGAGCGUGCAGUUCAUGCUGCCCAACCGCGACGACGCCGUCAUCUGGCGCGGGCCCAAGAAGAACGGGCUGAUCAAGACGUUUUUGAAGGACGUCGAGUGGGGCGAGUUGGAUUUCCUCAUCGUCGACACGCCGCCCGGCACGAGCGAUGAGCAUCUAAGCGUCAAUUCGUUCCUCAAGGAGGCGGGCGUGGAUGGCGCGGUGCUGGUCAGCACGCCGCAGGAGGUUAGUUUGCUUGACGUGAGGAAGGAGGUGGAUUUCUGCAGGAAGGCGGGCAUCAGGAUUCUGGGCAUCGUGGAGAACAUGAGCGGGUUCGUGUGCCCGAAUUGCAAGCACCAAAGCCAGAUUUUCAGGCCGUCGACGGGAGGAGCCAGGAAGAUGGCCGAGGAGCAGGGCAUCCCAUUUCUGGGCGCGGUACCGCUGGAUCCGAGGAUUGGCAUGGCGUGCGAUUAUGGAGAGAGUUUCCUCGACGCUUAUCCGGACAGCCCGGCCUGUAAGGGGAUCAGAGAAGUGGUGCGGAGGGUAGGAUGCGAGAUGGGCCUCGGAGCUGAUGAGGUGCUACCAGAGGACGAUUCUGAGUAG
Lasiodiplodia theobromae is the source of this 1050-nucleotide messenger RNA. Its product is annotated as Cytosolic fe-s cluster assembling factor nbp35. Gene Ontology annotation, biological process: iron-sulfur cluster assembly. Lineage: Eukaryota; Fungi; Ascomycota; Dothideomycetes; Botryosphaeriales; Botryosphaeriaceae. Gene Ontology annotation, molecular function: ATP binding; 4 iron, 4 sulfur cluster binding; ATP-dependent FeS chaperone activity. The record is from RefSeq and is a predicted model, not a curated record. Gene Ontology annotation, cellular component: cytosol. The transcript has a single exon. Bases 1 to 1050 code for a protein of 349 amino acids.